UCAAACGGGGAAGCGAGGAAAGACCCACGCAGUUAGCCCUAAAAUUCCUCUUCGUGCAUCUCGCUGCACCGAUAGACGAUUUCAAUUAGCCAGCAUGCAGAAUCGGUGUUCCAUAUUCUCUCAACCCAGACAAUCACUCCUCUGUUAUCGUGGUCUCCGCUAGAGCGCUCAGUAUCAAGUAAUGCUGGAAGCAGUAACGACAAUGGGCUCAAUUUGGUUCCUCCCAUAGUAAUGUUUUGAAGUUUACACUAAUAUUGCUGAUAAAUUACGGAGCGACGAUUGCAAAGAUGCAUUCUCUAUCUCAACACGCUUCCCGUGAUUCAGGUUCCAGACAGUGGAGCGCAAACAUGGCACUCUGCCCUGUGCACAAUGGAAUGCUUAGCGACAGUGAUGACCUUGUAGGAUUUGAACUCGCAAUCUCUCUCGAGCGUGGCAAAUGUGAUAUCGUGUAUAAUAUAAGACCAGUGAUAUUAUUAUCCUUUUUUUCAACGUGCUGACGCUGGCGUUGGUGGCUAUUUGUAUAUAUAUAAUUUUUGGCUUCACUUCGGCCUACACAAUGUUGUCUGCCAGUGUGUACUGGGAUCGCACAUAGAAAUUGGGAGUUGAAUCCUUAUGCCGACUUGCCUCGACACCACAAAUAUGUGAAGAAUCUCAAUUCACAAGAAUGUUGGAGUUUUUCUUGACGCUGCGACAUUUCCUUCCAAUUAGGCUACAGUGAGCUUCUCCUUCAUACAGUCCCUCCAUUCACAUUGUUCUCGGUCAAGAAAAGUUUAGAUUUCUGGAGAUGAAUGCGGCUUUGCCGACCUUCACCCAGUUGGGUCUGUCAACGUAUUUUUAACUGACCCACAUUGAGAUAUGGAUUUUUAGUAGAAGAUUGACAGACGGAGAGGUGUAGGGAUAAGCAUAGGCGUGGCAUUGUAUCUGCGGUGUGCUAUCUCUAUUUUUCUUAUGCCAGCCUUUCGUUUUUUAUGGGAUAAUCUUGUUUUCUAAGUUUGUUUUGUUUUGCUUCUUCCGGCAUUGCCACCGAUUCCCGCUCAUAAUUUUGAUCACUUGCUUGUCAUGUUUUCGAUUGCUGUUUGUGGGUAUUUAGCUCAAGAGCCUUGGGGGAGGGAAUCUGAUUUGGGUCAGAGUGCUGAAUCGUGUAGUAGUAGUAUAGUGGCAAUGCGGUCUUGCGAUGGAUUUAUUAGGUUCGGAAGGCAGCGUGAUCUGAUGAGAAUGAUGUUUAGAGGACACAGACGGAUCUUGUUGUCUUAGGUUGAGAUCUUGUGACUGUUUUUUGGCUUGUCUGUUGUCUGUCCUUGCAACUCAAUUAUUGGCUCCCUUUAUGACGCCGUCUACAAGGACUGUUUCACAGCUUUCAUCUGUUUAAGUGUCUUCUGAGCCGAGUGCUGUGAAUCGUUAUAUGCCGCCCUCGUCUCAUUUGCCUGUUCUUCUCGGCUCCUUUCGAUUGAAUUUUUCGGUCAAGUAUAUCUACCGACCUCCUCAAGCAUGCACCGGGGAGCCAAUGGAAGAAAGAUAUCGUCGUAGAAGCUCUUCGUUCUUCUUCGCUACCCUGCCGUCCAUGGACAGUGAGUAGCUGCCCUUCCGUUCUUGAGGAGGAGCUAGUCCUCAUUGUCUCUUAAGCUGAUGAUGUGGCACCAGCAGGAAAAGAACAGCCGAAAGAUUUCCAACAUGGGAAUCCCCACUCUGUCUUCCAGGAGGCAUUCCAGCGGAGGUUUAAUGACCUUCGUGACGCUUCUCCUCUUUGCCACCUUAGCCACCUUAGUAUGGAACUACGAAGGAGUGCAGAGGCUUGUGAAAUUGUUGCCAACCGAUGGAUUCUAUAGUGGGGCCAAGCAUCCUACGAAUGUGCUUACCCCGAUUUCUUCAGCACAGAGUGAGGUGAUUCCUCGACAGGAGAUACCGGCAGGUUCAGACGCUUCGAAGAAUGAUUCUGAUGCAACCGUUCCGCAUGAAACUCAAUCUCUUCAGCCUUUAGUUGUGCCUUUGACUAUUCUGGAGGGGGCUGUGGCGGAAGGUGCAGUAUGCUUGGAUGGCUCUCCACCGGGUUAUCAUCUACACGAAGGGAAUGGGGGGAACGCCAGGAAUUGGGUUUUGUUUUUGGAGGAAGGAGCGUGGUGUGAAAGUGAAGCAGCAUGCAAGGUUCGAGCUCGAGCUCACUUGGGAUCUUCCAAGUGGAUGAAUGAUCGGACUUUUGAAGGAAUUUUAAGCAACUCAGAGGAGGUCAAUCCAGAUUUUUACAACUGGAAUCGUGUAUUUGUGAGGUACUGCGAUGGUGCUUCUUUUAGUGGCAAUUCCAGCUUGCCCACUAAAACCGAGGGAAAUGCCUUGCACUACAGAGGCGAAAGUAUUUGGAACUUUGUUAUUGAUGACCUCUUGAAGAAAGGCUUGAACAAAGUUGAGAAGGCUCUGCUUGGUGGUUGUUCAGCAGGCGGCUUAUCCUCCAUCCUUCAUUGUGACAAAUUGAGAACAGUUUUGCCGCGUGCCAAGGUCGUGAAAUGCAUGAGUGAUGCAGGUUUCUUUGUUGACAUGAAAACGUACAAGGGCGAGAACAAAAUUCAAACAUACUUCAAAAAUGUAGUUGAUUUGCAUAAUGUCAGUGGCACGCUGCCGGAAUACUGUACGGAGACACGGAAUUCAGUUGAGUGUUUCUUUCCACAAUAUUUGAUAUCGGAAAUGAAGACUCCACUUUUCGUCGUCAAUGGUGCCUACGAUUGGUGGCAGAUGGACAACAUUGUCGCUCCAGAUCCACUCGGUGAAUGGGAUGACUGCAAAAAUAAUGCUAUUAGCUGCACGAACGCGCAGCUGGAGAUUAUUCAAGGCUACAGGAAAGAGUUGCUAGAAGCUCUGAAGCCAAUACAGAACAGCAAGAAGCAUGGAAUGUUUGUUGACGGUUGCUUUCAUCACUGUCAAGCUUCAUAUGAUGCGUUUUGGAGUGGCCCGCAUGCACCUCAUGUGAAGGGAAAGACUGCAUCGCAAGCUUUGGGUGACUGGUACUUCGAGCGUGAUACAACAGCGAGCUCAGUUAUCGAUUGCGCGUAUCCGUGUAAUCCAACUUGUCCUCCAAAAACCAGUGGCCGUCUAAGUGUGGGCAGGCCCAGCUUCCGAAACUGGAGUAAGCGCCAGUGACGAUUGUUUUUUUUCUAGUUCUAAUUAUUGAAGAUUGUAUCCUUGCUAUUAUUCUGCUAUUAUCCACUGAUAUAUUAGUGUGUAGACCGAUUUCUUGCAAACACCUUCAUGAAACCACUACUAACGGUUUGGUAUGCGUGAGGAUAUUUGCCUGGUAUAGUCUUAAGUAUUUUUACCUCAAUUUCUCAAUUAAUUCUUUGAGCUUUCUCUUCAACUCAGAUGUUGCAAACUAGUUGCUCCUUUGAAACUUUUCUUUGCUUUUUGAGAGAGAAAAUUUGAUAAAUUUUUCUUCAGUCUUAUCCAUUCUUCCUGGUACAAGUGCUAUUCAAGAAUCCCUAGUACAGUUUAGUACCCAUCAGCAGCAAUGUUCAGGUGGAGGGAAGUGUACCCUACCGGUUGAUUGUUAACUAUUAUCACUGCAAGUACCAUCAUUGCAUGCUAUUUCCUAAGCCGCCCAGGGUGACUCGGGGCACGAGAAGUAAACCCCUCUCUAUCUUUUUUUGAAGUGAA
Molecule: messenger RNA, 3639 nt
Organism: Physcomitrium patens
Lineage: Eukaryota; Viridiplantae; Streptophyta; Bryopsida; Funariales; Funariaceae
Source: RefSeq, a predicted model, not a curated record